Helianthus annuus (common sunflower) is the source of this 693-nucleotide messenger RNA. RefSeq lists its product as uncharacterized. The record is from RefSeq and is a predicted model, not a curated record. The transcript is spliced from 3 exons. Lineage: Eukaryota; Viridiplantae; Streptophyta; Magnoliopsida; Asterales; Asteraceae. Bases 1 to 693 code for a protein of 230 amino acids.
AUGAGCCCUACAAAGAUAAGCAUACAACUUGCCGAUCGAUCCGUCAAAUAUCCCCAAGGUGUCGCUGAAAAUCUAUUGGUCAAAGUCGGGAAUUUCGUAUUCCCGGCCAACUUUGUCAUACUAGACAUGGAAGAAGACACUGAAGUCCCGCUCAUCCUAGGGAGGCCAUUUCUAGCCACGGCACAAGCAGUAGUAGACAUGAAUGACGGAACACUAACAUUGAACUUUGGGGAAGAGGAAGCAAAGUUUGGGGUUGGAAAAAGAGUGGAAGACAAAGAUCCGGUCAACUACAUGAAGGAUAUUGUCAUUGGCAGCAAUCCUACCACCGUCCAACAGGCCAUUGAGCUCGCUGCAACCCUUACUGAAUCGCAAGUCAAAAAGGGUAAACUCCACAGAAAAGGUGACAAGAAGCAGAAACAGUCUGAGGAUACCAAAGAGAAAAAGGAUGUUGUGGGCUCAGUCAAUGUUUCACACCUUGAUUCAGUUGAACCACUUGAGUUGCAUUCCCUUUGUGAUGGCUUUGCUAAAUCCUUUGUUGUUAAUUUAGCUGCUCCAGAGUACUCACAACUAGAUUCACUUGAUUCAACUGAUCCCAAUUUCUUAAAAUCAGUUGCUUUAGGUGACUCACAUUUGGAGUUAGAUGGUGCAGCUGGCUCAGUCGGUUCAUUUGGUGAUUAUUCAUUUGAAAACUGA